Molecule: messenger RNA, 1734 nt
Organism: Chara braunii
Lineage: Eukaryota; Viridiplantae; Streptophyta; Charophyceae; Charales; Characeae
Source: the annotation of a GenBank genome assembly
ACGAUGAAACGGUGCACUAACUAUUCUGCAAACACCAGGAAGUGAACGCCAUGAAGACCGUCCUUGACAACCAGGAAACACACCAUGAGCAGGCCAUCAAGAACCUGUUGAUGAACAUUGAACUACUGCCUGAUCAAUUUGAAUACUUGCUGAAGACGAGUAAUAAGGAAAGGACUGCUGACAAGAAGGCGCUUGCUAAGGAUGGUAAGCGCGAGAUGAAAUUCCACUGGGAAUAUGAUGAAGUGCGUGAGCCACGACAUGGGUACGUGUGCGAUCAGGUGAGGUAUUUCCGUCAACAGAGUAUGGCAGUCAUGCGAGACUCGGUUGUCCACCUCACCGCCACAAAAAAUGAGGUUCUCGAGGAGAGCUUGAAGAGUUGGAAGCGUGGCUUGCAGAGUUUUUCUUUGUACAGAGCAAUUGUGGCUGAGGUGCAGGCAGACUUGCAAUUUCCGCUGACGAAGCCUCAAGAGGAGAGCACUAUCGAAGCUUUGUUCAACCUGUUGCUUCAGUUGAAGAAGAAUUACAAACGCCUUGCUGAGAUGAUCUUUGCCCAGCAGUCUGUCACCACAGAUUACAAACUGUGCUUGCAGCAGGCUGCAGAUUUGGUGCAACUUAGUAGUAUAUUUGCACAGAACCUCCUCACUUCAGCAGAUGAGCGGGGGGACACUGCUGCAGAGAAAGCUGACCUACGCAAUCUGAUUGUCGAGCUGCUUCUUCUCCAGAAGUCUUAUCAGAAAUGGGCCAGCUCAUUGUCCGGAAUGCGGCUUCAAAACAUCAUGCACAUUCUGCCAAUCGUAGGUGGUUUUGGCUCAAGCCCAGCGACAGCUGUGCAGUAUUUCGGGAACGCUAUAUUAUCGAGACGGCGCUCUAGUCGCCCCAUCCGGUCAUCCCAGUUGGUGAAGGAGGUAGUUGUGGCUUUGUGGUCCAGCCAGAUCCACUCUGCCACAUACCAGUUCACCUCUGAGAUCCGGCCAUCCUUCUCGAUCCUGGCCAACUGCUCCAACAGUCCUAUCUGGUUAGAUAGAGAUCACACAGUUCAGCUUGAUCCCAAUCUUAUUCACAAGUUCAAACUGUGGUCAGACAUUCUGGACAACGUUGGUGGGAUGCUGUUUCAGCAUUUCUUCGAUCAGCCAGGUGUCGAGCCAGCUGAACACAUUUGGCAAGAUUUUCUGCUGGCCAGAGGAGCCAUCGAGCGUGCUUUCCUCCAGUGUCCGGCAAAUGUUUUGCAGAUAAUGGCAAUAUGGACGAUCCACAGGUGGCCCCUCGAGGAAACCGAGGGUGGGUUCAGCAACGGCAACGAGUGGGGAAAUGGUGACAUCACUACCGUGGUGGCCAACAAGGGUGACACCUACAAUGGAGGAGUAUGGAAGAAGAGGGCACGCCCCUUUCCUGAACAUCCUGGCAUAGCUUCGGGGAAAUCCUGGGAGAAAAUGAACAUAACGCAGAAGGUGUGGCAGGAUCGAAUGGACAAUCACCAGUGCCUCAAGUGUGGCACUGAGGGACACAUCAUUGCAUGGUGUCCCUUGAUUCGGAACCCAAAAGGGAGUGGCCAGUAGGAGUAGCAUUUGCUCCUGCUGAGCUGGAAGGUUUGGAUAAUGAUGUGGCGCCCCAAAACCCUUUGAGCCCUCCAACGGGCAUGACAAACCCUCACCCAUAUUGCCUUGAACAUGUGUUGUGUGGAGUCUCACUGGGUGAGUCCCUUGAGGAACUUGGAAACAAAUAGUGAAUCUGAGA